AUGGAAAAGCUGAAGAAAACACGUGCAGUCGUGAGGACGUCGUUUACUCGCAAUUGGGGACUCCUGAAUACAGAAUUGGCGAGAGGAACACCGCAAUUACAAGAGAUACAAGUACGCUUCGCGUUAGUAAGAGAAAAAGCGAACGAACUUGAGGAACUUAACCAAAAAAUUUUCGAGGUUAUGAUUAACGACGACGCGAGUGAUGAGCUGCUUAUGAGUGAGACUGAGGCAUCCGACGAAUACCGAGUAAAGUAUCAACAAGCCAAGGUUGCAGUAAACAAUAUAGUAGACCCUACGCAACCGGCGGUUCCGGCACAGAAUAUCGCUCAGACAGGGCAGGCUAAUAGAGAUAACGCACGCACCUUUAAAUUGCUUAAAAUAGAACUGCCGAAAUUUAGUGGAGAGCUUAAAGACUGGCUGCAAUUUUGGAGCCUAUUCAAAAACAUCCAUGAAGAUUCGUCGAUCACCAAGAAAGAUAAAUUUCAAUAUUUAAUACAGGCAAUGGUGAAAGACUCGCGAGCAUAUGAAUUGGUUAAUAGUUUCCCACCGACAGCGAUAAAUUAUGAUAAGGUAAUUACGAGCCUGAAAAAUCGAUUUGGUAGAGAAGAUUUACUUGUAGAAGUUUAUAUACGUGAAAUGCUUAAAUUAGUACUAAGUAAUACUAAUACGUUUUUAUCGAGAGUUUAUGAUAGACUCGAGUCUCAGUUGCGAGCUUUGGGAUCGUUAGGAGUCACAACGGAGAUGUGUGCGGCGAUGCUCUACCCGCUGGUGGAAUCAUCACUUCCGGAAGAUCUCCUACGCAUAUGGGAAAGGAAUCCCAAGGCUAUUAACGCAACCACAUCAAAACAACGUCUCAAAGAAUUAAUGCUUUUCCUUCAAGCCGAAGUGUUAAGCGAGGAAAGAAUUGCCAUGGCGGUAAGCGGAUUUGGCCUGAAUGAGGAACAAGCUGCAAAUUCUGACAAAUCAAAGAAGAAAGGGAAGGCUGAGUCUAAAGCGAUACCUACCGCUGCCGGACUUCUUUCGACGAAGGAAGACAAGCAUGUCUGCAUCUUCUGCGGACAAAAUCACGAGAGCGCUUCGUGUGGAAAGGCGAAGAAAAUGUCUUACGAAGAAAGACAGAAGAUUGUGAAAGAGAAAAGUGCCUGUUUUUAUUGUUUAAAAACAGGGCACAGUUUUAAAUUCUGUCGAUACAAGGAAAAAUGCGCAUGGUGCGGCAAGAAACAUGUAUUGCUCAUGUGUUGCAAUAUGACAACGAGUGCGACCUCGGAAAGUCACCCGGAAGAACUUGUCAAGACGCAGGAGCAAGCCAAUUUCGCGAACAUUUCACUCGAUUGUGAGGUGUUUUUACAAACUAUUCGUGUGAAGCUGGUCAAUCAAGGAAGAGAACGAAUAAUCAGAGCCAUCUUUGAUACAGGAUCACAUAAAUCAUACGUACUCAAUUCUCACGCUGAAAAAUUAGGAUUUGAGAUUGUAGGUGAACAAGAGAUUGUACACAUGUUAUUCGGCGGCUCGAAGACGAAACCGCAGUCACAUAAGGGAUACCGCAUCCAUAUACAAAGUUUGGACGGCUCAUUUUCUUGUAAUUUCGUGGCAUUAAAUCAUCGUAUAAUUUGUCAAAGCGUCCCUUCUGUAGGCAAAGGACCAUGGUUGCAAGAGCUACAAGAACAAGGGAUAAAGCUUACUGAUGUUGAUGAGAAGAAUGAACCUAUCGCCUUAUUAAUUGGAGCGGAUGUCGUAGGUAGACUUUUGACGGGCAGACGAAGAGAACUGAAAUGCGGACCUGUAGCUAUGGAAACAUUGCUUGGUUGGACUUUGAUGGGAAAAACAAGCAUCCAAUCGAAGCGAGAAAAAGAUACAGCUCUCAUGAUUAUAUCCAUGUUCAAUCAGGAGGCCAAUAUAGCAGAUUUAUGGAGACUGGAUACACUCGGCAUUACCGAUCCUGCUUUGAAGAAAACAAAGGAUGAGCAUCAAGCAGACGUAAAAGAGAACUUUUUGCAAACAAUCAAGUUGGAUAUUGAUGAUCGAUAUGAGGUUCUACUGCCAUGGAAAGGCCAUUUACCACUAAUUGAUAACUGGGAGGCUGCUGAACGUCGGCUUGAAUCUACUACGAAGAAACUCAAGAGUCAAGGUUAUUAUAAUAGCUAUCAAGAAGUAUUCGAUGAAUGGCUAGCAGAAGGCAUCAUUGAAAGGGUUUCUGAGGAAGAAGAAAACAGCACCACGAAGAUAAGGCCUGUAUUUUACGCUUCAGCUACUGGGAAGAAUGGAGUGUCGCUCAAUCAAUGUUUGGAAACAGGCCCUAACUUAAUUGAGCAAAUACCAAAUACAUUGCUACGUUUUAGACAAGGAAAAAUUGGAGUAAUCUCAGAUAUCCGCAAGGCCUUUUUGCAGAUAAGUAUCUCGAAAGAAGAUAGAGAUGUACUGCGAUUUCUCUGGUGGAAGAAGAACUGCUCUGAAGAGAUAGACGUGUUCAGACAUAAAAGAGUAGUCUUCGGGGUGUCAAGCAGUCCCUUUUUAUUGGCAGGGACUAUAGAGUACUACUUAGAGCAACUACUACAAGAGGUCGAAACGGAAGAAGAAAAGAUGAUUAUAUUACAGUUGUUAAAGUCAUUCUACGUGGACAACUGUGUAACCAGCGUCAAUUCGGAGGCCGAAGUACGUCGAUUCGAAGAUGUGGCGAAGAAAGUUAUGGCUAAGGGUAAAUUUGACUUACGAGGCUGGGAAUAUACCGGACAAGCCGAACCAGAGAUGACGACCUCAGUUCUCGGUCUACUGUGGAACAAAGUAGACGAUACCCUAGGGUUAGCUCCGUCGUUACUGGAACCGCGUACAACAUCACAGGUCACGAAGAGAACUAUAUUGUCGGCAGCUCAGCGACUCAUCGAGGCUAAAUCUAGAGUAGCACCAGUAGACAAAUUAACAAUUGCUCGAUUGGAAUUGCUUGCUGCCUUAAUUGGAGUUCGGUUAUGGUUCUCGAAGAAGAAUGCUUUGGAUUGCGAAGGAGAUGUCUUCUUUUGGUCAGAUUCCACUACAGUCUUGGCGUGGAUACAACGAAAUAAACCAUGGAACAUCUUCGUAGCCAAUCGAGUAAAGGAAAUACGCAGGUUGACGAAUCCCAGUCAGUGGCAUCAUGUGCCUGGGAUUAUAAAUCCUGCUGAUUUACUUUCGCGAGGAUGCAAAGCUAAACAAUUGAUAGAAUCGCGAUGGUGGGAGGGCCCGGCUUGGCUGAAGCUAUCCAGAGAACAUUGGCCUUCAAGCAAAUACGACAUAAAUGAGGCGGAGGUUGACAACGAAACAAAGAGAUUAGUACGUCGAAGUAAAGAAGAGAUCUCGUCGGACAACAUACUGGUGAACAACGCGUGCUUACCCGAAAAAGGUUGGUACAUGGGGGAGCAGUCCAAGUAUCUGAAAGUAGUAAGAGUUAUGGCAUGGAUUACUCGCUUCAUUUCCAAUUGUCGAGUCUCACGAACUUCAAGAUCUUCAAAUGAGCUGACCGCCAAAGAGUUUGCUGCUGCUGAGCUUGCAGUUUUGAAGUUAAGUCAGCAAGAAUCAUUUGAAGGUAUAGAAGAGUCAAGAUUAAGCACCUUAAACGUGUACGAAGAUGAGAGUGGGUUGAUACGACUAAAAUCACCUGUGGUCAACCGCGAAGAUAGACACGAUUUUCGACAUCCAAUAAUACUGGAUCCGAAGCAUCCGUUGGUGAAGAAAUUAAUCGAGUGCAGACAUUAA
Messenger RNA from Temnothorax curvispinosus, 3726 nucleotides. RefSeq lists its product as uncharacterized. Lineage: Eukaryota; Metazoa; Arthropoda; Insecta; Hymenoptera; Formicidae. The record is from RefSeq and is a predicted model, not a curated record. The coding region runs from base 1 to 3726 and encodes 1241 amino acids. The transcript is spliced from 3 exons.